Messenger RNA from Dovyalis caffra, 261 nucleotides. The record is from the annotation of a GenBank genome assembly. NCBI's taxonomy places the organism in Eukaryota, Viridiplantae, Streptophyta, Magnoliopsida, Malpighiales, Salicaceae.
AUGUAUGGGCGCAAUCUGAAAUCUGAAUCCUGUAUAUUAAAGCAAGCAUAUCAACGGCAACAAAAGCAGAGAUUUUCCUUUCGGUUAUGUCCACCUGCAAGUACUGCAUUCGGGGCCAAGGCCAAAACCCAGAAGGCAAGGAAGGAUGGCCCCAGAGCUUUGAUUGCGAGAACUUCCACAGCCACCGGCAAACAAGCUGAGGCAGUCAGGAAUAGGAUUAUGAUCCAUGCUAAUUACAAGCUAUUGUCUUCUAAGGAGUAA